Molecule: messenger RNA, 1304 nt
Organism: Gastrolobium bilobum
Lineage: Eukaryota; Viridiplantae; Streptophyta; Magnoliopsida; Fabales; Fabaceae
Product: V-type proton ATPase subunit c''2
Exons: 4
Coding region: 360-1013 (217 amino acids)
Biological process (GO): proton transmembrane transport
Cellular component (GO): proton-transporting V-type ATPase, V0 domain
Molecular function (GO): proton-transporting ATPase activity, rotational mechanism
Source: RefSeq, a predicted model, not a curated record
GAUUUUUGCUGAAGACAAUUUCGUGGUUGCACCAAAUGGUAAUAGCGUGGUUCUGAAGAUGAUUUGGGAUUGCUCUGAUUUGUGAACAAAAUUGGUUUCAGAACUGUCAAAUUUGUUUGGAAAGUUUGGGGUUGAUCUCAAACAACGCAUUUCAAUCAUUUUGUGGCAUAUCAAUUUUUUUCAGGGAAUCGUUAUUCCCAUAAAAAAAAAAAAGAAUUUCUCUCUUCCAAACGCUCCUUAAUAGCCUAAAGAUCAUCAUUUGAUUUGAUAGUAGCAAGGGGCACGGCGUUUUGUGCUGUUUGUUUCUCUCUGUGGCUCUGAGUUCCGAUCACAAUCGUUUCGUUCGCAACACAAAUAUCAUGUCUAGCUCUGUAGUGGCGCAUUCCAGCUCUUGGGCUUUGGCACUCGUCAAGAUCUCCCCUUAUACCUUCUCCGCCAUCGGCAUCGCCGUCGCUAUCGGCGUCUCCGUCCUCGGUGCUGCCUGGGGGAUUUACAUAACCGGUAGUAGCUUGAUCGGUGCUGCAAUCAAAGCUCCCCGAAUUACUUCCAAGAAUCUCAUUAGUGUAAUCUUCUGUGAAGCUGUUGCUAUAUAUGGUGUAAUUGUGGCUAUUAUUCUACAAACAAAAUUAGAAAGUGUUCCACCAUCAAGUAUCUAUGCACCAGAGUCUCUUAGAGCUGGAUAUGCUAUCUUUGCUUCUGGAAUUAUCGUGGGCUUCGCAAAUCUUGUUUGUGGGUGUGUAUUUUUUUUACCUGCCUCCCCGUUGCAGGAAAUUCUCCUGUCGAAUGGAGGGAGACCUUUUCCUGCUAUUACAUAUCCAAUUUUUUUUUUUUUUUUUUCUUGCAGGUUGUGUGUAGGAAUAAUUGGAAGCAGCUGUGCAUUGUCUGAUGCUCAGAACUCCUCUCUCUUUGUGAAAAUUCUUGUGAUUGAGAUCUUUGGUAGUGCACUUGGGCUAUUUGGAGUUAUUGUUGGUAUUAUUAUGUCAGCUCAAGCAACAUGGCCCUCAAAAGUUUAGUUUGCCUUAUAUCAGUGUGGGAAUGCAAUUAUGGUACAGCGCUAUAUGUUUUCUGUUUCCCGUUUGUAGGAAUGUAAAAUCCAGUUUGAUAGCUUGCCUACAUUACCACUUUAGGCUACAUCAUUUAUCAAUGAGUUGUUAGCAGUUCUUGCGUAUCAUCAGAUUUAUCAGUCUGUUGGUUGAAAUUCAAUGUUUUUGGAGGACUAAAUCUUCAGUGUUUAUUCAUUUAUCAAUAAAAAAUGUGAAUUUAGUUGGGCUUGUGAAUAAAGUCAACAAGUAGUUUUUGUUGAA